CCAAUGCCCAAAAUGAACUUAAUUAUAUUAAUCAUGCUAUUUCUGAAUCUGAUUUUGAGAAUGUUAUAGAAAAUUAUGCAAAUAUGGUUAAGUUUGAUGAUGAUAUAUUUAUUUAUGAUAGAGAAGAAAGUGAAGAAGCUGAUACCGAUUAUAUAUCUAAUACUGAGAAUUUGAAUAAUCUUUUGCAAUAUAAUGAUAGAGAUUUAGAAAUUGAAGAAAUGUUUAAUUUCAAUAUUUUUUUAGAAGAAAAAACAUAUAAAACAACGAAUAGUAAUGUAGAAUCAGAAGAAGAUGAAUUGGAUUAUAAUAUUGAAGAAGUUAUUAAUGCAUCUAUGAAAAA
Molecule: messenger RNA, 340 nt
Organism: Scutellospora calospora
Lineage: Eukaryota; Fungi; Glomeromycota; Glomeromycetes; Diversisporales; Gigasporaceae
Source: the annotation of a GenBank genome assembly